Messenger RNA from Phanerochaete carnosa HHB-10118-sp, 3093 nucleotides. RefSeq lists its product as uncharacterized. The record is from RefSeq and is a predicted model, not a curated record. Gene Ontology annotation, cellular component: nucleus. Gene Ontology annotation, biological process: recombinational repair. The transcript has 13 exons. Gene Ontology annotation, molecular function: 3'-5' DNA helicase activity; hydrolase activity; ATP binding. Lineage: Eukaryota; Fungi; Basidiomycota; Agaricomycetes; Polyporales; Phanerochaetaceae. The coding region runs from base 1 to 3093 and encodes 1030 amino acids.
AUGUCAAUCGCUCACCUUGACGGGCUCAACGAAGUCCAACUCAGAGCCGCCCAGCACCCGCCGCACGUACCUCUCCAAAUCCUAGCGGGGCCUGGCAGCGGCAAGACGAAAGUUCUCACCUCCCGUAUCGUCCAUCUCAUCAAUGUGCAUGCAAUAUCUGCUUCGAAUAUAUGCGCUGUAACGUUCACCAACAAGGCUGCGCUGGAGAUGCGCACGCGCCUCGGGAGGAUGCUGGAUAAGGAGCAUGUCCGGCAGAUCAAGAUGGGGACUUUUCAUGCACUCUGCGCACAAUUUUUGAGGAGGUAUGCUACGCUUGUGGGUAUAAGUGGGAAUUUUACGGUAUGCGAUGCGGAUGAGAGCAAGAAGAUCGUAGGCAAGAUGCUGAAAGAGCCGGACUUGAAGGAGUUCCUGAAGAGAUGCUCGAUUACACUGAGCGAAGGGACAAUCUCGUCCCGCAUAUCACAAGCCAAGGCCAAAGGCCUCUCUCCACACGACCUUCUGGACUCAUUUCACGCCUCCUCCCAUACCUCAUCCAAGGGCAAAGUAAAGGAAAAGUCCUUUUUUGCCCUCACAACGGAGCAUUUGGAACAUGAGCUCAAAUCGUGCAAUAUCAAGGAAACAAUCGAUUUCGUGGUGGCGAAUCUAUAUGCAAACUAUGAGCUCAUCCUAAGAGACCACAAUGCCCUCGACUUCGAUGACCUGCUCGUAUAUGGUGUGCGUCUCUUCUCUGAAAAUCCACAAGUCGGGCGCUGGUGUACGCAUGUUCUCGUCGAUGAGUUCCAGGAUACCAACAAUGUCCAAUAUGAACUCAUGCGAAGCCUUGCUGCGGCCAGUCGUAGCAUCACUGUUGUCGGUGACCCGGACCAGUCCAUCUACGGCUGGCGCUCUGCCGAAGUCGAAAAUCUUGCAAAAAUGCGUCGUGACUUUGCGGCGACUCAGCAAAUCUUUCUCGAAGACAAUUACCGGAGUACCGGUUCUAUCCUGGCAGUAAGCGUGGCAAUCGUUGCGCAGGACAAAUCCCGCAUCCAGAAGACACUGCAUGCAACGCAUCCACAAGGGCCCCAGCCAACGCUACAUUGUUUUCCUUCUGACCGGGUGGAGUCUAGUGCAAUCGCGGGCGAAAUCAAGCGUGUUGUCGCGCAUAUGGGUGGAACACUUGGAUACGAUGACUGCGCCAUCCUUCUACGAUACAACUCCCUUUCUCGCGUAUUUGAGAGUGCCUUCCGCAAAGAGGGUGUCCCAACACGCAUCCUCGGCGGGCAACGUUUCUUCGAGCGCGCUGAAGUCAAGGACGUACUUGCAUACCUCCAGAUCGUGGAUAACCCUGCGUAUGCACCCGCAUUUGCGAGGGUGAUAAACGUGCCGCAGCGUGGCAUCGGCCAGAAGACCAUCGCGGAGCUUCUGACUGUCGCAGGCAAGAAAGGGUUGUCACCGCUCGAGGUCGUGGAGCGCAUACAUGGAGGGCGCAUACCUGACAUCAAGCCGCCUAUCAAACGCAAGGUCGCUGAGUUCGUGCAUGUUUUGAAGGACAUGCGUAAGCUCGCGCUAAAGGGAUUAUCUCCUGCAAACUUGAUCCGUCGCUUCCUUGAUCUCGUGCAAUACCAAGAAUACCUUGAGAAGACGCAGGAGGAUGCUGAUAGCCGGUGGCGAAACGUGCAGGAGCUCAUAACUUUUGCGAGCGAGAUGGAGAGCGAACUCGGCGCCCAGAGCUUCGAUGUCGAUGUUGAGGAUACGAAAGCGGCACAGGAAGACGACUACUGGCAAGACCGAGAAGAGGACGAAUACGACGAUGAAGAGCUUGAUGAUCUGGGAUUUGCUGAGGUUAAACCUAGAGAUGAUAAGCAGGCGAGAAAGGGUACGGAGAGUAGAGAUGCUGCGGCGAACACACCCCUUCGUGCCUUCCUGCAAGCGUCGAUGCUAUCCACGGACACAGGUCAAUCUAGCGAAGACGACAAGGAUAAGCAGAAAGUCACCAUCACGACUUGUCAUGCGGCCAAGGGACUCGAAUGGCCCGUUGUCUUCAUCCCCGUUGUCGAGGAAGGUGUGUUCCCGUCUGCGCGUGCAGAGGACCCAGAGGAGGAACGCCGUCUACUCUACGUUGCAUGCACGCGCGCCCAAGCUCUCCUGUAUCUCACUCACGCAUCUUCGCGCAUGAUGGCUGGCGAGACGGUAUCGAAACGGCUCUCAGAGUUCGUCAGCGUACUCCCUGGCGUCCCUCCGCCCGUUGGCAUUCCAGACUCUGCGGCUUUAUUCUCGAGUAGUCCGCCAGAACUAUCGAAAGCGGAGAUCACGACGCUCGCGAAAGUGCUGCACAGGGCGACCCCGGACGCUGCAGAGGUACAGAAGAGAGUAGCGGAGCUUAAUCGAGUGGGAAAGUCCUCGUUUUGGACUGCCGAUCCAGAAUCCACCUACAACACCGGCUUCUCUUCUGCAGCUUCCUGGAAUAAAGGCACACCUGUACACCGGUCGUAUCAGGCCGAGUGUCCUUCGCCGGACGCCCCGACAUUCGUCUCUGCAAAGACGAUGUCCUUCAAGCCGCCGUCUCGACCAGUUUACCGGCAUGCUCAACCCGCGCGGCCGCUCUCGCCCUCGAAAGAACUGAACGCGUUAUCGCCUAGUGCUAUAUCUACGUUCCCUAUGGUCAAUGAUCGGGGCGAAAAACCGAUAUCAGAGAAUGCGGCGCCGAGAGGAAGAGCAAAGGCGGCGAAGGAGCCGUCAGGGGGGCCAAAACAGCCAUCCAUCGAGUCAUUCGUGCAACGCAAGGAGACGGGCGUAGUUCGGCCGAUGUCAAAAACCGUAGCUGGAGUCCUGGUAUCCAUGGCUCGCUCUGCGCCCAAGGUCCCUUCUACAGCCUCACGGCCUACACAUGCCCGAUCUCCAUCUCCGUCUCAGGUUAAGCCAGCGGUCCCUGCAUUAACUUCUUCCGGUUCGAGCAGCCCUGCUCUGCCUUCCGCCCCCGAAAAGUCGCCAUCAACGGCUCAGCAGUCCCAGCAGCCGACCGGAGCUGCUGCAAGCAAGCGGCGCUUGGGGAUGGGACGGGCGACGGGUGGUUAUCCGAACAAGAAGUUUAAGGCUCCUGCUAGCGGAGCCUAG